Nematolebias whitei (Rio pearlfish) is the source of this 2755-nucleotide messenger RNA. RefSeq names its product inter-alpha-trypsin inhibitor heavy chain 3b, tandem duplicate 1 (gene itih3b.1). The record is from RefSeq and is a predicted model, not a curated record. Bases 62 to 2731 code for a protein of 889 amino acids. Lineage: Eukaryota; Metazoa; Chordata; Actinopteri; Cyprinodontiformes; Rivulidae. The transcript has 21 exons.
AUAAAUCUCAGCUUAGUUUGAGUUUAAAGAACAGUUUAAUCAGAGUCUACUCUGAGGAAACAUGGGGAGAGCUGUGGUGCAGCUCGCUUUCUUUGGACUGCUGCUGGCUUUGGCUGCUUCACAAUCAAAUAAGGACAACUGGGACAUUUACAGCUUUCACAUCAAUUCCACUGUCACUGGCCGAUAUGCCACCACCAUCAUCACAAGCCGUGUGGCCAACCGUAUGGAGGAGUCCAAAGAAAUUGAAUUUCAUGUUCAGAUUCCCAAGAAUGCCUUCAUCAGUAAAUUCAGAAUGUUUAUAGAUGGUCAGGUUUAUGAUGGAGUUGUAAAAACGAAGGAGCAGGCUCAGCAGCAAUACACGGAGGCUGUGUCUCGUGGUGAAAGUGCAGGCAUUGUCAGCUCUGUAGGGAGGACCAUGGAAGAAUUUAAAACGUCUGUAACUGUGGCGGCUCACAAAAAGGUCACCUUUGAGCUCACUUAUGAGGAACUACUGAAACGCACACUUGGAAAAUACGAGCUGCUGAUCCAUGCUCGACCCAUGCAGCCUGUCAAAGACUUCAAAGUUGAUGUGUAUGUGUAUGAAAAAGCUGGGAUAAGUUUCAUUGAUGUGAAAGGAGGACUGAGCACUAAAGCCCUGGCUAAUGCCAUCACCAAAACACAUGCAGACAACAAGGCCUGGGUGUAUUUCUAUCCAACUGUUGACCAGCAGAAAAUUUGUGACAGUUGUGGAGAACAAGGUAUGAAUGGAGAUCUGGUUAUUGUUUAUGAUGUCAACAGAGAUGCUGGAUUGGGAGACAUCAAGACAUCAGAUGGCUAUUUUGUUCAUCACUUUGCUCCAUCGAAUCUUCCUCGAAUACCAAAAAACAUUGUUUUUAUUAUUGACCAAAGUGGCUCGAUGCACGGCAGAAAAAUGGAACAGACUCGAAUUGCUUUGAUCCAUAUUUUGAAUGAUCUGGCUGAAGAUGACUUCUUUGGUGUUUUAACGUUUGAUAGCCACAUUUUCCACUGGAAACGCGAGCUUGUUCAGGCCACCAGUGUCAAUUUGGAAAGCGCUAAGGAAUUUGCAAAGAAUAUAAUAGACAGAGGAGCUACAGAUAUUAAUGAAGCAGUGCUGGAAGGAGCACGCAUGCUGAAUGCACACCCCCGAGAAGGUUCAGCAUCUAUCCUGAUCCUUCUCACAGAUGGAGACCCAACCUCAGGGGUGAUGAACGUUGAGGUCAUACGGUCAAAUGUAAGACGGGCCAUUGCAGGAAAGUUCCCACUCUACUGUCUUGGUUUUGGGUUUGAUGUCAAGUUUGAGUUCCUUGAGAAAAUGUCACUGGAGAACAAUGGUGUGGCGAGACGGAUUUAUGAAGACUCUGAUGCUGAUUUACAGCUGACGGGUUUCUAUGAUGAAGUGGCCAUUCCUCUAUUGACAGAUGUGACAAUGAUCUACAUGGGAGGAACCAACCUGACCCAAACUAAUUUCAGUCAGUAUUAUAAUGGCUCUGAGAUUGUGGUGGCCGGUGAGAUAAUCGACAAUAACAUUGAAACCUUCAGUCCUCAAGUUGUGGCCAUUUCAAAUAGUAGAAAAAUGAAAUUUUCUAACACCGGCACCCCUGUGGAGCCCUCUGCUGAAACAGUGACUGAAGGUCUCCUUCAGAGGGUUUGGGCCUACCUCACAGUUAAGCAGCUUCUGGAUAAAGAGUUGCUGUUUUCUGGACCUGAGAAAGAAAACGUGAGGAAAGAGGUUUUGGAGCUGUCUCUGAAGUACAACUUUGUGACCCCACUCACAUCCAUGGUGGUCACCAAGCCUGAAGGGGAGAACACACAAGUCCUUCACAAACCAAAGGAGGGGGAAGCUGAAGGAUCCAGAGCUCAUGUAUUUUCUGGUCAGGCCACGGGUGGUUCAUCACAUGGAGGUUUCCAUCAACAAGCAAAUACAUUUUCAAAGCAGCUUGUUCCUGGCCCUCCUGCCAACCCUGGUAUUCCAAGUCGUGCACGUCGUCCUUCUCAUCCUGGUCGUCAUCUGCAUCGUCUAAAUGAUCGUCUAAAUGCAAAAGAUAUUGUGCAUUCCCACGACAAAGCCCGGUCUGAAGAUGAUUCUGUUCUUGUGAUGGCAACAUCUGCUCCUGUUUCCCACAGACUUUUACUGAAAGCGGAGAAUCAGUCUCAGCCGUUGUGCUUUGACGUCACAGGAGCUGCCAUUCUGAAACUUUUUCACCAUCCCAGCAGGGAGGUUUAUAUGAACGGUGAGCUGGAUUCAGUAACAAAUGGAGGCUUUAAAAUGAUUGUCAUCCAUGUUGGACGUGACCAACAUGUUGAGGUUGACACGGAGGGAGUCACUCUUCGAGAUGGACAGUCUACAACACGCCACACAGGACUGGAUCCCAUCACAGCUGGAAGUGUGACGGUGAUCAAGAGAGACAAAGAAAUAGACGUUGCUGCUGAAGACGUGCGGGUGAUCAUUUUAGUCCAUGAGAAGGACGGUGAGAAAUUCCUUUGGCCAGUUUUAAGACAGAGACCAUCUGCAAGCAACACUGAAGGAGUUUUAGCUUUAAAGACUGAAUAUGAGGAGAAACCGGGACGUCGCAAAGGAAGACUGCAAAUUGAAAACCGUGUGAUUAAAGCUAGCAGCUCCUUUGCUGAUGACUACAGUAUUUCCCCUCCUAUGGCAUCCCCCUGCUGGCUCGUUUCACCUGGUCAAGCUCUGCAGAGACCCCUGCAAGAUUUUCACACUGCACAAAUUUAACAAAUGGCCUUGGUUGAAAUGUUU